Bombina bombina (fire-bellied toad) is the source of this 2472-nucleotide messenger RNA. It is a transcript of the gene QPCT, whose product is annotated as glutaminyl-peptide cyclotransferase. Gene Ontology annotation, molecular function: glutaminyl-peptide cyclotransferase activity; zinc ion binding. Bases 199 to 1275 code for a protein of 358 amino acids. NCBI's taxonomy places the organism in Eukaryota, Metazoa, Chordata, Amphibia, Anura, Bombinatoridae. The record is from RefSeq and is a predicted model, not a curated record. The transcript is spliced from 7 exons.
GUCUAGGUGCAUACAUCCCACAGCAUAGAGUGUAUUUAUCAUUUGCAAAACUUCCACCUCCCUCCUCUAUUGGAUCAGCCACUUGUUGUCUCCGCCUCGCUUCUCCCCCUCAGGCUCUGUGGGACAUUUUCAGGGAUAUUAGCCGGGGGAAGCUGUGUGGAGAGCCUGGCUUGUAGGUCUGCACAGUGUCUGGGAAACAUGACAAGCGGCACCAGGAGCAGUGCUGCGCUCGUUUUGCCUAUCCUAUACUUGCCAGCUCUGCUUGGUCUUGUCAGUGGGCAGAGCACGUCUUGGACAACGGAGAAACAAUCUCAUCGGCCUCAUAUUUUGCGCACAGCUGAUGUCAGACGAAUCGCAUCCCAGACAGAUGUUAACCAAAUGUGGCAAUCCGAUCUCCGACCAAUGCUGAUUGAAAGAUUUUCUGGCUCACCUGGGAAUUAUGCAGUACGCCAGCAUAUUAAGCAGCGUCUUCAAAGACUUCAGGCUGGAUGGGUUACAGAAGAAGAUGCUUUUCAAAGUCAAACACCUUAUGGAUAUGUGACGUUCUCCAACAUAAUCAGCACCCUCAAUCCUUCAGCCAAACGUCACCUGGUGCUUGCUUGCCAUUAUGAUUCAAAAUACUUCAGUCCACAGUGGGAUGGCAGAAUAUUUGUUGGGGCUACUGAUUCAGCGGUUCCUUGCGCAAUAAUACUAGAGCUAGCUCGGGCCUUAGAUUCUCGUCUUCAGCUACUAAAGAAAACACCGUCCCAAAAAGCAGACCUUUCACUUAAGCUAAUUUUCUUUGAUGGUGAAGAAGCAUUUCAUUAUUGGACACCAUAUGAUUCACUCUAUGGCUCUCAACAUUUAGCACAGAAGAUGGAAAAUACCCCUCACCCACCCAAUGCAGAAAACACGAAUCAACUUCAUGGCAUUGAUUUAUUUGUUUUACUUGAUUUGAUUGGAACAGAAAACCCCUUUUUCCCAAACUACUUUCAAAAUACUAUUCGAUGGUAUAGCAGACUUCAGUCUAUUGAGCGAAGACUCCAUAGUCUGAAUUUACUUAAGAACCAUCCUUCUGAAGUCCAGUAUUUUCAGAGCAGCCUUCGAGCAAGACCAGUUGAGGAUGACCAUGUUCCAUUUUUACAACGCGGUGUUCCAGUUCUCCAUCUUAUUCCAUCACCCUUUCCAGAUGUUUGGCAUACAAUGGAAGACAAUGAAGAAAAUCUUGAUUCUGCAACUAUUGACAACAUGAACAAAAUUUUACAAGUCUUUGUUUUAGAGUAUCUCAACAUAUGAUUUACCGAUGUAUAAGAAAUGGUGGUCAUGAAGCUUGAAAUAUGCUGGGAGUUUGAUUUUUUUGAGAUUGUUAUAGCACACCAUUAAAGGGACGCAAAACCCAAAAAUGUUCUUUCAUGAUUCAGAUAGAGAAUACAAUUUUAAACAACUUUCUAAUUUACUUCUAUUAUCUAAUUUGUUUCAUUCUCUUGGUAUCAUUAGUUGAAGGAGCAGCAAUGCACUAAUGGUUUCUAAAUGAACACAUGGGUGAGCCAAUCACAAUCAAUAUAUAUAUCUGCAGCCACCAAUCAACAGCUAGAACCUAGGUUCUCUGCUGCUCCUGAGCUUGCCUAGAUAAACCUUUCAGCAAAGGAUAACAAGAGAAGGAAGCAAAUUAAAUAAUAGAAGUAAAUUGGAAAGUUGUUUAAAAUUGUAUUCUCUAUCUGAAUUAUGAAAGAAAAUGUUUGGGUUUCAUGUCCCUUUAAGUCUUCGAGAAAUUCCCUCCAACUAGGCUAAACUCAUACUUUUUUUGUUGUUUUUCUUUUAAGUGAUUUAUAAAACAUAUCAAUAUACCUUUUUGGGGAAAAUGUACUUUUUUAUCAACUAUCCAAAGAAUUGAUUCUAAUGAGUAAUGUAUUAAAAUGUUCUCUUAAAUGUUGUAGUUUUUAUAUGGUGCAAAAAAGUACAUAAAUUUGUCAUAUUAUAUAUACAUAUAACAUGCUAUACUGUAUGUGUUUUGAAUGGAAAAUAGAAAAUGUCUCAAUAGGUAGAGAUUAAAUGUGAGAAAUAUAAUUAAUAUUAUUUAAUUUUACUCAAGUUAAAUAUACAAAAGGCAAUAAUUUUAAUAACUUUACAGGCUAUUGAUUUGUUAAUUUAUUGAUGUUUUGCCAGAUUAUUUUAAAUUUGCAUUCCAUUUUUUAAUUUUAAUUCCUGUUGCAAAUAGUAGCCAUUAUAAAUUAUUUUCUUAAAAUACAAAAUAUUAUAAAUAAUUAAGAAACUAUAUUUGAUUGGUCUGUUGUACUGUAAGUAUUACUUGAACAAACAUUAUAGACCACUGUAUGACAGAUUAUGUUUUAUUGUUUACUGUUUGUUUCAAAAUGCUUUAUACAUUUUACCAAAAUAUUUACAUGUUUACCUAAAUUACUGAUGGAAAAUUAAUUAUCUCAGGCUGUCACUAAAAUAGAUGUAUGGUGAAAUAAAUGUAUAUGCUGCUUUUCA